GAAACAAGCACAGAGCACACACCUAUUCUCACCUCCCCGGUGAUCAUAAGAAGCUCAUUUGAAGUUCCCCGAUCUAGGGUUUUACGCGCUUCUUCUACGCAGCGCACCAUCUUCUCCUGCGUUUGGGUCGGCAAGGAGAUGGCGUCGGCGGUGACUGGCGGCGGCGGAGGAACAGCCCAGAAGAGGCGGGAGUCGACGGUGACGCGGGAAGGGGACCAGCUCGUCAUCACGCCGCUGGGCGCCGGCAACGAGGUCGGGCGCUCCUGCGUGCAUAUGACCUAUAGGGGAAAAACCAUACUGUUUGAUUGCGGGAUUCAUCCGGCUUACUCGGGCAUGGCUGCAUUGCCAUACUUCGAUGAGAUCGAUCCUUCCACUGUUGAUGUGCUACUCAUCACUCACUUUCACCUUGAUCAUGCUGCGUCACUUCCUUACUUUUUGGAGAAGACUACUUUUAGAGGUCGGGUCUUUAUGACCCAUGCAACAAAGGCUAUAUACAAGCUGCUUUUGUCUGAUUAUGUAAAAGUGAGCAAAGUUUCUGUAGAGGAUAUGCUGUAUGAUGAGCAGGAUAUUCUCCGUUCCAUGGACAGAAUUGAGGUUAUUGAUUUCCAUCAAACACUUGAAGUGAAUGGUAUCCGCUUCUGGUGCUACACAGCUGGUCAUGUUCUUGGUGCUGCUAUGUUUAUGGUUGACAUUGCUGGUGUCAGGGUCCUAUACACUGGUGAUUACUCCCGGGAGGAAGAUCGUCACCUGCGGGCUGCUGAAAUCCCACAAUUCUCUCCUGACAUAUGUAUCAUCGAGUCCACUUAUGGUGUCCAGCUUCAUCAGCCUCGUCUUGUCCGAGAGAAACGUUUCACAGAUGUCAUUCACAAAACCAUCGCAGAAGGUGGCCGGGUGCUCAUCCCUGCCUUUGCUCUUGGUAGGGCUCAGGAGCUCCUUCUCAUUCUGGAUGAAUACUGGGCCAGGAACCCCGAACUUCACAACAUUCCUAUCUAUUAUGCUUCACCACUUGCCAAGAGGUGCAUGGCUGUGUACCAGACCUACAUUAAUUCGAUGAAUGAGAGAAUCCGCAAUCAGUUUGCAAACUCAAACCCCUUUGAUUUCAAGCACAUCUCUCCAUUGAAGAGCAUUGAAAAUUUUGAUGAUGUUGGCCCAUCUGUGGUGAUGGCAAGUCCAAGUGGUCUCCAGAGUGGUCUCUCAAGGCAGUUGUUUGACAAAUGGUGUGCAGACAAGAGAAAUGCAUGUGUUAUUCCUGGUUACGUUGUGGAAGGAACAUUGGCCAAGACCAUUAUCACUGAGCCUAAAGAAGUUACUCUUAUGAAUGGGCUUACAGCUCCUCUCAACAUGCAGGUACAUUAUAUAUCCUUUUCAGCUCACGCAGAUUUUGCACAGACAAGCACAUUCCUGAAGGAGCUCAUGCCCCCCAACAUAAUCCUUGUCCAUGGGGAAGCGAAUGAGAUGGGAAGGCUCAAACAGAAGCUUAUAACACAGUUUUCUGAUAAGAACACGAAGAUCAUCACUCCAAAGAACUGCCAAUCGGUAGAAAUGUAUUUCAGCUCAGAGAAGAUGGCAAAGACGAUCGGAAGACUAGCUGAGAAGACUCCGGAUGUUGGAGAAACUGUGAGCGGUUUACUUGUAAAGAAAGGCUUCACAUAUCAAAUAAUGGCACCAGAAGACUUGCAUAUAUUUUCACAGCUAUCUACUGCAAACAUCAUACAGAGGGUGUCCAUCCCCUAUUCAGGUGCCUUUGGUGUUAUUAAGCACAGACUCAAGCAAAUAUAUGAAAGCGUUGAGCCCCCACCGGAAGAGCCUGAUGUUCCCACUGUUAUUGUUCACAAACUAGUAACCGUAAGGCAAGAAUCAGAAAACCAUGUCUCAUUGCAAUGGUCAUCGGACCCGGUAAGUGACAUGGUUUCUGAUUCUGUUGUUGCCUUAAUCUUGAACAUCAGUAGAGAGGGCCCAAAGGUCAUGCCAGUGGCUGAAGCCAACAAAACUGAGGAGGAGAAUGAGAAGACGGUUCAGAAAGUGGUAUAUUCUCUGCUGGUCUCUCUGUUUGGCAAUGUUAAAGCAGGAGAAGCAGGGAGACUGAUCGUCACCGUUGAUGGAGACACAGCUAAAGUAGACUGGAAAAAUGGUGAGGUAGAAUGCGAAAACGAAAGCCUGAAAGAUAGGAUACAGAUGGCUUGCCGCCGCAUUCUAAGUGCCGCAAGGCCAAUCCCUCUUUCUGCAUAAUCAGGCAGACAUGAAACAGAAACAGCAUGCAAAUUUCCUUAAUAGUGUUGUUCUUGUUAUGUGAGAUGUAGAUUUAAAUUUUAAUGUUUAAAUUUCAUACUUA
Dioscorea cayenensis subsp. rotundata (Guinea yam) is the source of this 2332-nucleotide messenger RNA. Its product is annotated as cleavage and polyadenylation specificity factor subunit 3-I. Bases 139 to 2229 code for a protein of 696 amino acids. The transcript has 5 exons. Gene Ontology annotation, cellular component: mRNA cleavage and polyadenylation specificity factor complex. NCBI's taxonomy places the organism in Eukaryota, Viridiplantae, Streptophyta, Magnoliopsida, Dioscoreales, Dioscoreaceae. Gene Ontology annotation, biological process: mRNA 3'-end processing by stem-loop binding and cleavage. Gene Ontology annotation, molecular function: 5'-3' exonuclease activity; RNA binding; RNA endonuclease activity. The record is from RefSeq and is a predicted model, not a curated record.